UUUUUUCCUUUUUUAAUUUUACGUUUUUUCUGGUAAAUGAUCCCAAUUUCAAACAGUAACUGAUACUGGAGGAAACUUGCCGUUUCUCGAUUUGGUUAGAUUCUUGUUCUCGUCUUUUGGAGCUUCAAGCUUAUAUAUAUGAGACGCGAAGCUGAUCUCAAAUUCUCAAUCUGUUUGCGUCGAUGUUAGGGCUGUCAUAUUCUAUUCGUGAGCUUUCUAUAAUCAAAGUCGAUGAGAAAAAUGGAAAAAUCUUCUUCAACGCCUCCCAGUUCAUCUUAUCUCAAUGCUCUUACUCUAGAAAUCGAGAAAAAGCUCCAACGGGCUAAAGCUUCUGCAUCGCAGAGACGCAACUUGUUGCAAGAGUUGUUUGCUGACAUAGCUUUGGAAGUUGAUGAUCGAGCCAGAGAUAUAAUUCUCAGCGGGAAAGAAGAUACAAAUUCUCCUGCAGAGGAUGGUGCUGGUGGUCAAUUAUGCUUUUACAAUGUUCUUGCUGAUUAUUAUGUUAGGGUGCCGGAGAGCGGAAAACGAAUCCUUGAUUUAAUUGUCCAACUUUGGAGCCAAUCAUUUGCAUCGAAUAUUUUCUCUCUUCUGUUCCAUAAAUGGCUUUUUGAUGCCCAUCUUGAUAGUAAUGAAGUGCUUUUACGUUAUUCAUCUGCUCUUGUUCAAGGUGCUACAAAUAUUUUCUGGAUUGACAUCCAAACAAACACUAGGCAUUUUCAAACCCUCUUUUCGUAUCUUCUUGAGGAAGUUGCACUAGAGCCUAAGCGCUUGAAUAAAAUUCCAGUGCAGGCACAGCGAGAUCUAUUUCUUCUACUUUCGAGAUUCUUACUUUUUUACAACUUGGGCAACAAACUUGAAAUCUUCUUAAAGCGGUUUCCAGUUUUUCCAAAUGCUUUCUUGGUUGGUGGUCCAGUGGACUUCUUUGUGAUUGAACUGGCAGACCAGCUUCAAAAGUUGAAGGUGGAGCCAGUUCUAUUGCAUUACCUCUCUCAAAUUAAAGUUCUCCAAGGCAUGGAACUGAGAAUGACCACAAGUACAAGACUAAGGGCAUGUUUAUAUAGUUUUACUUCUCCUGGUGGUCCAAUGUAUCCUACCAGAGCAGUCCGUCAUGCUGCCUGGGAAGCUUUAGAUUUGCUUUUCCCUGUGGGACAGUAUCCUCGACAUCUUAUAAGUCUGUUUUUUCGACUGUUAUAUCCAUGGUGUUGGCCCUCUUCCUGUUGCAACUUCAUAGUAGCUUGCAUAAAGACAAUUUUCUGUUCUCUCGUGCGGCUGUUGUUUUCUAGUUGGGAGAAGCUGAGGGACAACUAAGUGUUGAAUGCUAAAAUGUCAACCCAAAAAAAGAACAAGAAAAUAAGUGUGCUGUAAAAGACCUUAUCUGAAUUGAAGGCCUGCAGGUGGAUAUUAUUUCA
This is a messenger RNA of Manihot esculenta (cassava), 1409 nucleotides long. RefSeq lists its product as uncharacterized. The transcript is spliced from 11 exons. Bases 232 to 1308 code for a protein of 358 amino acids. The record is from RefSeq and is a predicted model, not a curated record. NCBI's taxonomy places the organism in Eukaryota, Viridiplantae, Streptophyta, Magnoliopsida, Malpighiales, Euphorbiaceae.